GCGAUGGUUGGAAACAGUUUUCUGUUUGCCAUCGUUCGGUGAUGCCGCCAACGUUUUCUUCUCUCUGAUAGACGAGAAGGCAGAAUCUAUUUGCCGGUGUUCGUGCUGCGUUAGUGUGAAAGAUAUUGUUUUCUUUUUUUUCUCUCUCUCUCUGGAGAAGAAAUUUUCAAAUCAGCUGUGAAGAAGGUUUAAACGAAACCAUAAAAAAACCGCGGAACUUUCGUGAUCAUGACGGAAAAUUUAACAAAACUGCCCGUUAAGAGCAUUCUACGGAAGAGUUCGCUCACAUUUAUAGAACACGAUGAUUCUGAAAUUCAAAUUUCCCUUGAUAUGGAAAAACCAACAAAAGUGAUAGUCGAGCCCAUCGAAACGCCCCCAAAAGAAUAUCCUGGUGAAACAGAAGAAGAGAAAGCUCGCCGGGAGGAUUUCGAAUUGAAGAGAAAAAUGAAUCGUCAUCAAGAAGCCAUGAAAGUGGCCAUUGCCAAAAAAUUACUCUCGCAGGAGGAAAACAUUGAAGAGGAACUGGACGCUAACACAGAAGACGAUGCCUCUGUGGCCAGUGAGGAUGCCCUGGAAAGUACUCGUGGUGAAGACGAUAACGAUUAUUAUUACGCAUCCGCAGACGAUAUUACGGAAGAUGAUAUAGAUCAGCAAACGAACUCAAAUGUGUGAUGAUUGAACGGCGGUCUGAGAGACCCGAUUUAGUCACAAAUAUUGUUUAUAAUUUUGCUGUUGCCAGAUUUACUUUCAAACAAUUUUUUAAUUUUCCAGUUUAGGUUAUUAUAUUGUCCUAAAAGUGUAAUAUUUUGCAACGUUUUAAAUUCUUGUUAUUUCUGUACUGACAGAUGUCAUAAGCUUAAUUUU
Molecule: messenger RNA, 864 nt
Organism: Parasteatoda tepidariorum (common house spider)
Lineage: Eukaryota; Metazoa; Arthropoda; Arachnida; Araneae; Theridiidae
Source: RefSeq, a predicted model, not a curated record